CCCGCAUCUUCAUACGAAACGUUUAAGGCGAAACAAGCUGUGCAGAUAUUAUCGCAAAUUGCGAGUCGUUCACAGCAAAAGUCGUUGUUUCCGGAAGUCGAUCAGAUGUUGCAUGUUCAGUGUGUUUAUAAAAAACCAGCGAGUGUUAACAACAGCAAAAUUUGGCAUAAGAAAAUCGUGUUGCCUCAUCCAAUCUACGACCCGAACAACACGACGAUUUGCUUGAUAAUGCCAGACUUUGAUCGAUCCAAGGAGGCUUGGUUCGAUCCGGAUGUGGACAAACAAGCGCGAAUGUGGGAGGAGAAACUGGGCGAGGAAUUCGGAUUGAAUAAAAGUUUGGUACAAAAGAUAUUAACGCACCGUCAGUUGGGUCGAGAAUACCACACUUAUUUAGAGAAGAGACAGUUGGCUUCGGCGUAUGAUAUUUUCUUGGUUGAUGCGAGUAUUGGUCCGAGAGUUUGGUACGAAUGCGGAAAGGAGUUUCAUAAGGCAAAGAAGAUGCCAUUGUGUGUUGAUACGAAUAAAAGGAAUCUGAUCGAACAAAUCAAGAAGAGCUUCUCAACGAUAUCCUUUCCACUCAGUGCACAUCGUGUCAGAACAAGUUUGAAGAUUGGAAACUUGAGCGAGUCAAGUGAGGAUUUAUGUGAUAAUAUAGAAGAGGCAGCUGCACGUUUGGCAGAAUACUGCCCGGGAGGGUUACCUAACAUACGAUCGAUUAAUUUACAAGUGGUGAGCGGUGGACCGACGAUACCGAUAUAUGCUGAUACUGGUUCCGUGAAUGCGGUAAGAAUGCCGAAGAUGGUGAGUAAGAAGGAACGUUACAAGCUGAACGAGUUCACGGAUGAGUUGUCUACACUGCCUGAGGGACUGAAAGUGACAGUGAGGCCAGAUGGGAGGACGAGUGUCAUUGACGAACAGACUGGUAAGAAGAUUUAUUAUCCAACGGUUCAUGACGAAUGGGAGGAGAAGGAUGAUCUCAAGCCGAAAAUCGAUCCAUUAAAGUUGCAAUUGGAACGAACGAAGAAGAGACGACUGAAGGAAAAAAAAGCAAAAAGAGUGGCAAAAAGGCUAAGAUUGGCGAAGGAAACGGGUGAAGGGGCUGAAAAAGUGGGAAAUGUCGUGAAGACAAUGAAGAAAAUUAUGGAAACGAGACCUGAGAAGAAGGAAAAGAAAUCUGGAAAAGAAAAUAAGAAGAAGGGGGUACUGAAGAAGGAUUAA
Messenger RNA from Anisakis simplex (herring worm), 1218 nucleotides. The record is from the annotation of a GenBank genome assembly. NCBI's taxonomy places the organism in Eukaryota, Metazoa, Nematoda, Chromadorea, Rhabditida, Anisakidae.